This is a messenger RNA of Lethenteron reissneri (Far Eastern brook lamprey), 4813 nucleotides long. RefSeq names its product bone morphogenetic protein receptor type-2-like. Gene Ontology annotation, cellular component: plasma membrane; signaling receptor complex. Gene Ontology annotation, molecular function: transforming growth factor beta receptor activity; ATP binding. Gene Ontology annotation, biological process: cellular response to growth factor stimulus; protein phosphorylation; BMP signaling pathway. Lineage: Eukaryota; Metazoa; Chordata; Hyperoartia; Petromyzontiformes; Petromyzontidae. The record is from RefSeq and is a predicted model, not a curated record.
AGGCUGCUGCGCUGGCGGUGUCGGGGAGGGGUUUCACUGUGUGCGGUGACGUCUUGUCGGAGCCUCCUCGUUCACCAUCCACUCAUCCCACCACAUCCAUCCCCUCCGCCGCCGCCGACACACACACAACCACCGAGUCGAGAGGAUCCCCCGGCGUGGGAAGAUCCGUGGAGAAGGUUUCCCUCCUACGGUCCAGUUAGGAGGAGGGAGUCGGGAGCGUGUCCUUGUCACAGGCACGCACGCACCGGAGGGUCGCCGAGAUUUUGCGCAGAGUUCGCCGAGUGAUGGUCACGGUGACGGUGAUGGUGGUGAUGGUGGUGAUGAUGAUGGCUGGAGCGCUCAUUCCCUGGACCGUGGCGGCGAUGGUGUUGGUCCCUGGUGCAGGCUCCAAGCCAAGCAGGGAGAUGUUCUGCGCGUGGUCCGACGACACGGCGAGCAACAGCUCGGCUGCCGGGCACGGCCUGCCCGCGCGUUCCCACAAUGAUACCAUCCCCUGCCUUGAGAACAGCCACUGCUACGGGCUGUGGGAGAAGGAGCCGAGCGGCAACUACCGCAUCAUCAAGCAAGGCUGCUGGCUACAGCCCGGAGAGAAGCUCAACUGCCGGCAGUCGGAGUGCCUCGUGUCGGUGCCGCCCACCAAUAUCCUCAACGGGCGAUCGCGCUUUUGCUGCUGCGUGGGAAACAUGUGCAAUGCCAACUUCACGGAAACCUACAUCACUCCGCCUCACCCCACCAACGUCCUGCCUCUCGGGCCACCGAUGAACGGCAGCUACCGCGAGCAGGCUGUCAUCAUCGCAUUCACGUCCGUCUGCACUGCUGCCGUCAUCAUUAUCAUCCUUUUCCUCAUCUUCCGCCUCUACACGGUAAAGAGAAAAGGAAGUUUCCACAACAUUAACCUGAUUGAGGCCCCAUCGCUGCCCUCCCUGGCGCUUGACAGCUUGAAGCUGAUCGAGGUGAUCGGCCGGGGGCGCUACGCAUCCGUGUGGAAGGGCAUGCUGGAGGAGCAGCCCGUGGCUGUGAAGGUGCUGGGAGCCGGCAGCCGCCACAACUUUGUGACGGAGAAAGAGAUGUACCGGCAGCCUCUGAUGGAGCACGAGAAUAUCGCGCGAUUCAUCGCGGCCGAGGAGCGGGUGCGGCAGGACGGGCGGCCCGAGUACAUCAUCAUCCUCGAGUACUACCCUGACGGCUCGCUGGCGAGCUACCUGUCCCGCGUCUCCAGCGACUGGCUCGCCUCGUGCAAGCUGGCACACAGCGUCUCCCGCGGCCUCGCCUACCUGCACGCCGAGCUCGUGCGCGGGGACCAGCACAAGCCGGCGCUCGCGCACCGCGACCUCAACAGCCGCAAUGUGCUGGUGCGCGGCGACGGCAGCUGCGUGCUUAGUGACCUGGGCUUCACCAUGCGGCUCUCGGGCCAGAGGCUUGUGCGGCCCGGAGAGGAGGAGGCGGCCGCCAUCAGUGAGGUGGGCACUAUCCGCUAUAUGGCACCCGAGGUGCUGGAGGGUGCCGUGAACCUGUGCGACUGCGAGUCGGCACUCAAGCAGGUGGACGUCUACUCACUGGGCCUCGUCUACUGGGAGAUCUUCACGCGCUGCACCAACCUCUUCCCCGGGGAGUCGGUGCCAGACUUCCAGCUGGCCUUCCAGGAGGAGGCAGGGAGCCACCCGACGGUGGAGGAGAUGCAGGUGCUGGUGUCACGGGAGAAGCGGCGGCCUCGCUUUCCCGACACGUGGAAGGAAAACAGUUUGGCUGUGCGCUCACUCAAGGAGACGAUGGAGGACUGCUGGGACCAGGACGCGGACGCGAGGCUCACGGCCGACUGUGCUGAGGAGCGAAUUGCGGAGCUCGCGAUGGCCUGGGAACGCUCCCGCCCACUCAGCCCCACCGGCAACAGCAACGUGCAUGCCACACCAUGCCUGCCGGCACACCAAGCCGGCCACAGUGAGAGGAACACCGUUCAGAACCGGAGAUUCCCCAGGACAGGAUUGUCCGACGGAGAUGGUGCAUCUCGCUCGACCGACGCGCGCGCCGACAGCUCCAUCUCCACAAGUACAUCCGUGUCGGGGGCAGCUACCGAGAAAAACCUCCAGAACAUGGGUCGAGGGUGGCACGGGGCCCCCCCAGGGUCUCCCGAGACGAGCCUCACCACCCUGUCCAGUGCCACCCCCACCGGCGACGACACCGCCACUGGCGUCCCGGUCCGGAACGUCGCCGGCAUGCUGCUGCUCGACGACGCCACCGCGGCCGAAGCAUCGCGUGUCGCGGCGGCGUCCGGCCCCACCCCUGCCCGUCUCCAGAUGAUGGCCGCUGACCUGCAAGCAGUUAAGCUCGACCCCACCGAGGUUGACAAGAACCUGAAGGACAGCUCGGACGAGAACCUCACGGAGACGGCCUCGUCGAAGUGCUUCGACGGCGCUGCGCUCAAACUAGGCCCGCUCGUGCAGCUGGCCGCCUCCGCCAUUGGUGACAAGCAGAGGCGCACGGCACCACCAGACGCACGGCUGUUGCGCUCGCAGGCCCUGCAGACGCCACCACGGCCGCCCUUGCCCAAGCAGCCCAACGUGGCCGCCAGGGUGCGGCCUAGCACCCUGCCACUCCAGUUGACGACGACGGCCAACGGCAGAGGCCUCCGUGCGAAAGCCGGCAAUGGCAGGGAUGAGAAGUCGAACAUCCGGCACGAAGCGGCGGCGGCGACCGUGGCGGUGAAUGCUGCUCGCCCCGUGGCUGAGACAGCCGUGGAGGACGAUCGCAGGCCGGGCGAGUCAGCCACAAGAGAGGCUGCCAUCGGGCUGUCUACCGCUCGAGACUCCACCUCGCAGUCACCUAGCGUCCAGGACGAACACGCGCCACUUCUGAGUGGUGAGAGGCACCAUUCGAGGGGGAGGUCUGGUAACAGUAACAACAGCAACAACAACAGCGGUGGUGCCGACGCUGAUGGGGUUGGUGGCAGUGGCACCGGUGGGGUUGGUGGCAGUGGCGCUGGUGGGGUUGGUGGCGGCGGCGCCGGCGGCGGCUGCGAUUGCAGCGGUACAGUGGCAGAGGAAAACGCCAGGGGGAUUGUUGCUGCUUGUCAGAGCCGGAGUUUGGCCGAGCGAAGGCUGCGGAGGCCAAACUCGCUGGACCUGGGCAAGGCACUGUUUGGAGGCGUCUCGCGGGAAGCAGGUCAGCUGCCGAUUCAAGCCGAGCGCAUCAAGAGGAGGGUGAAGACACCGUACUCACUCCGCAAGGGCCGCCCAGCCACCUGGGCUGCACUGUCCAGCAACGCGGCAUCUUGCGUUGACGCCUCUUUGCUCUCUGGCAGCUUCUCGCUGGCGCUGUCAGGCAGCAGCGAGGACGCUGUGUGACCUAGCGCUGCGCAACACCAGGCCGGGUGAUGGAGAUGCGGGAACUGUUUUUUUUUUUAGGCGCCGUCGGUACCGCCGUCGCCGUGUCAGAGGACUGAGCCAGGUGAGUGACCUCCGACAGAACAAGAUCAAGGCCGAGUUCAACGAGAGUGAUGGAUCGGGGACUGUGAGUAACAGUUUUGUGACACACAGGGCUUAGUUUCUCAGUGAAUAUUUUCUGGGUAACUGCUGGUCCAGAGUGUCGAUGUGUGACAAGUUUCCACGGCCAUACUAAGAGGUGUACUAGAUGCGGAGUGCCGGUUGUGGAAAUAUUGUCUGGGAUGCUGACCAGGACAGACCAAGGUGAAAUUAAGGCCUAAUUAAGUGUUCCUUUGGUCGCAGCAGUCAUGAAGGUGACACAACUAGGGAGAGCACAAAGUACACAUGUACAACGUACAUUCGACAUGUAUGUAUUUGCAAAGAGACAUUGGGCAACGUUUUCUUAAGCGUACAGCACGUGAACGUACUUUACAGCAAACUCGCACAAAUGCAGUUUUUGUUGAGACAUUAUUGGGUUUUUUUAUUCUGAAAUCAUCGGUAUCACUUCUGUAAGUUCUUGUGGUAUUUCUGAGAAAUAUCAAAAUAUAUAAAGUUUAGGGGUGCUACAUUAUCAUUAAUAUUGCUUAAACAUCGUUAUCUCGCUCUGUUAAGUCUGAUGAUUGGUAUAUUCCGACAUUUAGAUAAGAUCUACGAUUUUUAAGAUCUGUUCCACAUGUACAGCUUGUUCAUUUAUAGGACUAAAUAUUAUUGUACAAUAUUGCAUACUGGCUUGGUAAUGUUAUAAGUCUAAGUAAAACAGCAAGUAAUUAGUAAUUUAUAAUGUCAUUUCAUUGCCUAGAUAAGACUCGUCUUUGCUUCAUAUUAGAAAAUGAACCCCACAUGCAGCAUACCACGCAUUCAUUCAUCCCUGCAGCACUUUAGUUUGCUCUGAUAAUUUUAUUCGGUCUUUCUGUCAUCGUUAUUGCUGGUUUUACUGUAAUUUGCAGUAAAUUGCACUUUUAUGCAUACGUAUUUUUUUUUAUUGUGUUGAAAUUUGUUCCAGAAUAUCGAUUGCCUAUGUUACGUUGUAAAUAGCCAAGAAGCGUAAGCGGUCAGCACUUAUUUGCGGUUCCUCAUUCUGUUGGAAGAUUGGCUUACAUGUUUUGUUUAGUUAGCCUCGUUGCCAGAAUGGCAUAAAUGCUUCGGGGUAAGAUGCAGUGUGCUCUUUAUUGAACUGCCAUUCAUAAUGAGAUUCAUUUAAACAUUUAUAAAAACAAUGUCAUUUACGAAACAAUAAUUAAAAUUACCGACUUAUCUUAACCUUACGUUUUGUUUGUUAUAAAAUUAUAAAAAAAAUGCCACAGCCGUUUAAGAAAUGCAAUAACAACAAAACUGCAAGUACAGUAGUUUGAUGGUGUCUGCUGUUAUACAAAAUAAAAGUGAACAUGCUUUGA